This is a messenger RNA of Leishmania major strain Friedlin, 2031 nucleotides long. RefSeq lists its product as hypothetical. The record is from RefSeq and is a predicted model, not a curated record. Lineage: Eukaryota; Euglenozoa; Kinetoplastea; Trypanosomatida; Trypanosomatidae. The transcript has a single exon. The coding region runs from base 1 to 2031 and encodes 676 amino acids.
AUGUGGAGGGGCAGCCAUCGUCGUUGGUAUAGCUGUCGUCAGGCACGUUCCUCACCACGUACACCAGCGCUGGGGGCAUUGUGGAGUGCGCGCCGCAUGCGGCACUCGCCGGCGCUGGAGCGUGGCGCUGGCGACUUGAGGGCCGUGGUGCGACUGCCGCGUGGCAUGUCCCCGUUUCAGCUGUCUCGCGCUACUGUGCGGCUGGGGCAGCAGCGCGACGCUGUGGAAUCUCGCCCUGACGGUGGUAGCCACAUUGAUCAUAGCCUAUCCCCUUCCACUACCGUCGAAGGUGCCCCCUCGUCGUCCGCGCAGCCAAGCGAGCAGCUAGCGCCGUGGCCAGUCGACGCCUUCGAGUUCAACGCCGUUGCGGCACACGGCGGACACGACGUUCGUCUAGCCUGGGACGCCAUUUUUUCCUCCUCCGACUCGGCCACUGCUGACGCUAGCGGCAACGAGAGUGCCACAUCCACACUGACGGGUGCCGGCGCUGUGCGUGAUGCGACAUCAUCAUUGCUCGACACCGCGUCUCGGACGAUACCGAAGCUGUCUCUUGUCACUCUCGACACGAUUCGGCAGCUAAAGAUAGCAGAGGAGACGGCAGAGGCGCAGGCGGCGCUGCGCGGUGGCGGUUGGGUGUGCACGGGAUGCUGGGCGAUUGUGCGCGCAGACUGCAGCGACAACACGAGUAGCGGUGCGUCCGACUCAACUGGUCUCUCAUCCUUCCCCCGCACCAUCUGCCCUGCGUGCCGCACACUGCGCCACGACGCGCGCAUGUGGUCGUGCACAGUGUCUCUGCGUCGUCGGCCCGAUCUCUGGCAAUGCAGAUGCUGUGGAGAGGCAAACACGCGUGCUGCCGCGAACUGCCGCUGCUGCGGGGUAGCACGCUCAGCAAGCAUUGACACAGCGAAUGAUGAUCAGGAGGAGGCUUUCGUGCGCAUGACGAUCGCCGUCGAAGUGGACUCAUACCCGAUCGGGCAUGUCGUCGUCACGCGAAACCGCACGACGCGCUGGCGCUGCGGGGCUUGCCGGGAGGUCAACUCCCUGCAGAUGGCGGUGUGUCGCCACUGCGCACGCGAGCGGUUUGCUGUCACGGUAAGCUGCCCCACAUGCGAUGCCCCGCGUGUUUUGUCAAACGCGGUGGUGCUUGGUGGCGGUGGGGCUGACGCACACUUGACAAGAGGGUCCGACAGCCACGCAGUGCUAGACACCGUCUCCCCGUCAUCUGCUGGUACCGCUGAUGCCUCUGGGGGCGGUCACACGGCCACGCCACACCCCUCUGCACGCGUCUUUGGCCCCGAAAACUGCUAUUCCCCGAACUCGACGCAGCUCACCUGUCUACAAUGCCGCAGCCCUCUCCAUGGCGGCCGCGUGACCACCGUGAGCGCAACGCCGUCGUGGUGGUGCGCAUGCGGGGUUGUGAACACCAUGACGGCGUACAGCUGCGUUCGUUGUCGUCUGCCGCGUGCCUUGGAGUGCCCUGAGAAGUUGCGAGCUCUUCUGCGGAGCGCCGUAGCGGAUAGUGUCUCAGCGUCACCGCCUCUGCCGGCACAGGAUCCCGGUGCUGCACCCGACUGUUCUGAGGCAUCACCGAAGUGGGACUUCAGGUCUUGCACGAACUGGAUGUGCGACAGCUGCUGCGGCGUGAACACUGCUUCAUAUCAAGUGGUCGCGGAGAGUAGCUUGUCGUCUUUCUCGGACGCGGCCUGCCCCGACCACACGAAGCGCGGUCGUCGGCUGUGGAUGCGGCACGGCGACGCAGAGUGUCGCCAUUGCGGUGCCCCGUGGCAUCAUCAAGUCUUGCUGGAAAGCAACUCCUGGCGCUGCGCGUGCCACGCGCUCAACUCGCGCGCCGACGCCUUUUGCACGAGCUGCGGGCUUCCGGCGCUGGAUGGGGUUCGGCCGGACAUGCUUUCCUCCUGGUCUAAGGGGGACUGGCGAUGCCCAUCGUGCGGCAGCCUUUGCUACAGAAGUCGACAGCGGUGUUCCUGCGGCACACCUCGCCCACCGGCACGGCUCGGCGGUGCGACAUGA